ACUGCAUUGAAUGGCAAUUAAUGGUGUGGGUGAGCGCCCUUGAAUGAAUGUACACAAUAGCUCUCUCAAUUCCACGGUGCUGCUACCCUCUACAUAAACGAGUGAAAUGCAUUGGGCAAGGUUGCGAGGUGGAGAAAUCAGAGACCACGAGACAGAAGGCAAGUACGCUACGCACAGUCAGAGGUGGCUGGGUGGAAAAGACAAGGAAGAAAAACAAGGGGCGCUCUUUGGUUUCAAUGGGUUUGAUCAGCGGAGGGGUGUUCUUCAAGAUCUUGGCGUUCCUCUGCUUCAUCAGAUUAUCUCAAGGAAGAAACCAUUCCGCAUCACCGGAUCUCCCUCCCCUCCGGAAGGCAAGCAGUUUCUCCAAAAUCCAGCAUGAGGCGUAUGACUACAUCAUUGUCGGCGGAGGCACGGCCGGAUGCCCAUUGGCCGCAACGCUGUCGAAGAAGUACAAGGUGCUCUUGCUUGAGAGAGGUGGAUCUCCAUAUGGCAACCGCAACAUCUCAUACCUUGAGAACUUCCACAUUUGCUUGACCGAUCAAUCGAAGAAUUCCCCAUCUCAGGGAUUCAUCUCCACUGAUGGUGUCAUCAAUGCCCGAGCAAAGGUUCUAGGUGGAGGAACAUGUAUCAAUGCCGGCUUCUACAGCCGAGCCAACCGAAGAUUUGUGCAGGAUGCAGGAUGGGAUGAAGAGUUGGUGAAUCAGUCCUACCCCUGGGUCGAAGAGAGGAUUGUUUAUUGGCCAAAGAUUGCGCCUUGGCAAGCCGCCCUUCGUGAUGGUCUGCUUGAAGCAGGGGUAUCGCCUUACAAUGGAUAUACCUAUGACCAUCUCUUUGGAACCAAAGUUGGGGGAACCAUCUUUGAUGAGGCUGGGUACCGGCACACUGCUGCUGACCUCUUAGCUGCUGCAAAUCCUAACAACCUCAAAGUGCUGCUUCAUGCUAGUGUGAACAAAAUAAUGUUCAAAACGAGACAUGGACAUCAAAAACAGAGUGCUAUUGGGGUUCAAUUUACGGAUGAGAAUGGCGGGCACCAUCAAGCCUUUCUCAGCCAGAAGAGAGGCAGUGAGAUCAUUGUCUCUGCCGGCGCAAUUGGAAGCCCCCAGCUGUUAUUGAUCAGCGGCAUUGGACCAAAGAGUGAACUUAAGAAGCAUAACAUUCCUAUAGUUCUUCACAACGAACACGUGGGUAAAGGGAUGUCAGACAACCCACUGAGCUCCGUAUUUAUACCCACCAAGGAUCCCCCAAAGCAAUCUCUUAUUGAGACUGUUGGAAUAACUGAUGAUGGUGUGUUUAUCGAAGCCAGCAGCGGUUUUGGCCAGACAGGGGAGAGCAUCCACUGCCACCAUGGAAUCAUGUCUGCUGAGAUUGGGCAGUUGUCGACGAUUCCUCCAAAGGAGAGAAGUUUAGAAGCAGUCCGUAAGUAUGUACGUAACAAAAAUAGCCUACCCAAAGAAGUAUUCCAUGGAGGGUUUAUUCUUUCGAAGAUUGAUGGCCCGUUGUCUACUGGUAAUCUAGUUCUUGUGGAUACUGAUCCCAACAGCAAUCCUAAGGUCACCUUCAACUACUUCAACCAUCCACAGGAUCUGAGACGAUGUGUUUACGGGAUCAAGACCAUAGAGAGAAUAGUUAGUACAAACACUUUCUCAAACUUUACUCCCAAAGAUGGUGGAUAUUCAAUGGAAAAACUGCUCAACAUGAGUGUAGCAGCUAACAUAAACCUGAUACCGAAGCACACAAAUGACAGCACAUCCUUGGAGCAGUUUUGCAGGGAUACAGUGGUCACCAUCUGGCAUUACCAUGGUGGGUGCCAUGUAGGCAAGGUGGUUGACCAACAGUACAAAGUUAUUGGCGCCUCAGGCCUCCGGGUAAUUGACGGAUCAACCCUAUCCAGGUCGCCAGGAACAAACCCACAAGCCACAGUCAUGAUGAUGGGCAGAUACAUGGGAGUAAAGAUCUUAAGGGAAAGGUUAGGACGAGCGGCUGGAGUAUAAUAAUAGAUACUUGGACAUUAUUAUCUUGUUCAUCAUGUAAGAAUGUGACUUAGGAGAGAAGUAAAUAGUAAUUUUUGAAGAGAUUCAUCAACGACCACCAAA
Molecule: messenger RNA, 2093 nt
Organism: Hordeum vulgare subsp. vulgare (domesticated barley)
Lineage: Eukaryota; Viridiplantae; Streptophyta; Magnoliopsida; Poales; Poaceae
Product: protein HOTHEAD-like
Exons: 6
Coding region: 48-1991 (647 amino acids)
Molecular function (GO): oxidoreductase activity, acting on CH-OH group of donors; flavin adenine dinucleotide binding
Source: RefSeq, a predicted model, not a curated record